ACUAUUAUUGUGCGCAGCGCGAUAGAGCAGCGCUACCGCCAGUACAUGCGAAUUAUGAUCAAUCUCAAACUUUCAGAAUAUCAUAGAUCGUUUAACAUUUCUUUCAUUUUUGCGUAUUUUCGAUCAUGAAUUUUUUCCGCAACCGAUUGGUGGUUUUGGGGCUGGUGUUAUUGGCCACAGUGCUGUUGUAUCUGCUCCUGCCCUCCAUGCGUCAGGGCAGUAUGGAGCCGUCAUUUGAGGUGCAGCAGCGGAUGGGAAUGAUCGCCGCGUCCCCGCCACCACCUCUGCAGUCCAGCAUCAACAUCACUGUGAGGACGGGACAGCUGCCCGGGGACCCGCCGCUGUUCUUCAGGGAGGCUUUGCCAGUGGACAGCGCUGGAAGACAGAUUCUUCCCAAGUUGCAGAUGGUGCUGCUUCACGGUCAGGCGUUCACUUCUAAAACCUGGGAGGAGCUGGGAACCCUCGGCCUGCUGGCCUCCAGUGGAUAUCAGGCCUUGGCCCUCGAUCUGCCCGGUUUUGGGAACUCCCCUGACUCGGAGACGGUAAAGUCGGACCAGAGCCGCGUGGACUUGCUUAAGCGUUUUCUGGAAUCUUUGGGUGUCAGAUCUCCAGUGUUACUGAGCCCGUCUAUGAGCGGCCAGUACGCCCUGCCCUUCCUCCAGAGACACAGCGCCCAGCUGCACGGAUUUGUGCCCAUCGCCCCUGUGGGCACCCGCAGCAUCACCCCUCAAGAGUACCGGGACAUCCAGACUCCCACGCUGAUCGUUUAUGGAGAGUUGGACACUAAUUUGGGCGCCCAGUCCCAUAAGAAUCUGAUUCAGCUGCCCAAUCACACGGUGGUGAAGCUGCCGGGAGCUCGACACGCCUGCUACAUGGACAAACCCCGCGAGUUUCAUCGCGCCUUGCUCGACUUCCUCAGCAAACUGGACUGAGACCGAAAAAGACUUUAAAGAAGAAAACAGACUAAAGAAGAUGGCGAAAUAUAAAAAUAAGGACAUGCCGAGGCAGAGCAGAUCUGAGACUAAUAACUCUUUUGCUUUUUGCGAGUUGGCUAAACAUUCGAGAAAAACAACUCGCUGGAACGGCCAUUUGACUUCUGUGUAAAAUCCCAGCGUCCAGCGUUAUGAAAUUAAAUGUUAUAAUGUUUCCACAAACAAAAACUUUAAAGGCCAGAUAUUGUACAUAUGACUCCGUCUCAGUGGUUUUGUGUUCAUACAAGUCAAUGGGGUUCUAUGUUGUUUGGUUGUCAACUUUCUUCAAAGUACCUUCUUUUGUGUUUUGCAGAAGAAAGACAGUCAUCAGGUGAAGGACAUUUUGUUUUUGGGUAUGGUUUGGGACUUCACAUUCUUUCAGAUAACUGGCACACAAAACUCUCAAUGGUAAAAACUGAUCUCUUGUUUAUUUGUAACAAACCAUCUCACUGCGUCAGAAGGAAGUGUAGGGUUUUCACACCAGCAGUUGGCACAUGGAACACUACAUGUUGCAAGUGUUUGUCAAUGACUCAACCCAUGGUUUCAGCUACUGAGAACUGAAGGAUGUUUUGGCAGUAUUGACCUCCUUUCCUGUCUGUAAAUUCACACCUUAUUAUUAAAACUCGCAGUAAGUUGGUCCUUGCGAUAGUUAUAGAAUUUACUAAGACUGCAGAGAAAAAUAAAGGUGUUCCUGGUAUCAUUAAAUGACUUGGACAUUUGCCCUCGCCACACCUGAAAAAUCAGCUAGCUGAUUGCAUCAUCGGUUCACAUAUUUAUUGUUUAUUUGUUAUGUUAAAGCUUUUUCAUGGAAAACUGUAUUGUGUGUGGUAUUUAUGUGCUGUGGUCCAUUUUUUGUAUGUUUAUAACCUGUUAAUAUGAAUAUGUUGUACAGAACAGCGAGGCAUCUCUGUAAUGUCGAUAUUUCUAACAACACAAAACCUGAAAGCCGUCUCCACCAAGACUGAACUACAUGCAUGGUACAGCAGAACCGUGAGGUGUUUUUAUUCGGUGCAAAAUAAAGUCAGUUAAUAUUAA
Messenger RNA from Triplophysa rosa, 2006 nucleotides. It is a transcript of the gene abhd14a, whose product is annotated as abhydrolase domain containing 14A. Gene Ontology annotation, cellular component: cytoplasm. The transcript is spliced from 5 exons. Lineage: Eukaryota; Metazoa; Chordata; Actinopteri; Cypriniformes; Nemacheilidae. The record is from RefSeq and is a predicted model, not a curated record. Bases 126 to 932 code for a protein of 268 amino acids.